Messenger RNA from Vitrella brassicaformis, 1995 nucleotides. The record is from the annotation of a GenBank genome assembly. Lineage: Eukaryota; Vitrellaceae.
CACAACCCAGCAUUCUUCGGUGGAUUGCAUUCGAAAGAGGAAAGGGCAUGCAGACGCCACCAUGGCAGUCUGGUACGCAUACAUCGUGCAGAUCUUUCUUCAGAUGAAGGGAUCACCAGGCAUAUAUGUCACUCUGCUCUGCUCUGUUUCUGCUGUGCUCUGUCAGGCGUCUGGUCUGUCGAGGAAGUGAUUUGGCCAGCCACUGACUGCAACAACCAAACAGCAGCGAUACUGCCUCCAUAGAAAGUAGAAACGGCAGCCUGCACGGUGAGAGAUGGACUGCCGCAUCCCUCCCAUGGACGCAUUGCAUUGCACCAAUGGGCGGUUUGGUUUGUCCCUUCAGGUGCGCUUUGUGCAGCCGCAGUGACUCAUUGCGUGUCGCCAUGAGGCUGGGUCUGAGUGCUGACCAGUUGCGGGCUCUCCGCGGUCACAUCCGCUACCUCCCUCUCGACCUCCUCGUGCGCAUCGCAAGCUCCUUCUCAUUUGCAUGCCUCACCGCAUUCCGCCUGACGUCCAAGUGGCUCGGCUACAAGACCAUCAGCAGUGCGUUCCUCUGCCGGUACAUCGACAUGUUCCUCCACAAGCGGCGCAUUGCCGAUAUUAUCACUUUCGACCGGUCUGGGGGGGUGGCCUUCCUCAUGCAGCUCAUGUGCGUGUUGGAGCUGGGAGGGACGUGGGAGCGGUGGGUGCCCGUCUUCCAUUUCGCCAAGAGCUGCAGCGCUGUUUGCGAUUUGUACGGCGAGCAGACGGCGCUGCCCAUCCAACUGUCGGUGCUUGAUCUGGUGCACGUCCGGACCAAAGCCUUCUUCCUCGGUCGGCCAGAGCCCAUCCGUCAGCUAUUCCUGUUCGGCCACCGGCUGUGUUCGGACUGGAUUGCUCAUGGGCUGUGGUUUGAUCAUUGUGGGCGGCUGAUGCUUGGGAUCCAUCCAUUGACCAUCGGUGUGCGUGAGUGCGUGCGUGUGUCGCUGCGGUUUGGCCACCGCAUCCAGAACGUCUACAACCACAGAGACUCCACCUCCGUGUGCCAGCGUAAGAGAGAUACAAACAAGGGAAUGCUGUGAUACGGAUGGAUGGAUCUUGUCCUGCCUGCCUGCCUGCCUGCCUGUUUGUCAUUCCAGAUGGCCCCCGUGUUGCCGGUUGCUUACAGGAUAUUGUCAUGGAUCGGUAUGAGAGGGGCUCUGCGGGUACACACGUCUUACAUGUCCCUCAUUCAGGUUCGACAAGCCAGUGUCUGAGCGUGUCAGUGAGCACCUGGUGUGGCCCGGUACUGUCGCCCAUGCUCGUAUGGAAGCGAUCGCGGCAGAGGCGACUCCAUGGUCGUGCCGCGUGGUCGAGUCGACAAGGUUCGAGGAUCGGUGCCGCAUGAUCGUCCUCUGCGGCGACAAGCCGGGAGAUCCGUUCGCGGCCUUCAUCUACAUCUCGCGUUGGAGCUACGACAACACGGCCAGCGUCGAGCUCAAGUCUACUGAGGAGCCUGCCCUCCCCGAAUGGAAGUUCCCUGCCACAGUGGCGCUGGCGCUGCGCAUCGUGGGGUGGCGGGACCUCAAGCUGCUGCUGCCGAACCUGGAGCUGCCAGGUCAGUCAGUAUUCUGUGAGAAAGAGGGUGGGGCGGCCUGAAGACACACGCGUCUGUGUGGCCAUGUGUCAGGGACGCCGCCGUGAUCACGAUGACCGAUAGCUACUCUGUCACGUAAGAGGAGGCAUGCCGGACGAACAUGACAGACAUGUGGCUGCGUGUGUUCAUGGGGCCCUGAUUAAUGUGAUGCCUGCAGGUAGCUGGAUGUGCUGUAGACGCGUUUUUCCUGUCUGGAAGCUUUUUGUGUUGUGUGGGUGCGUCGGUCCGUUUUGGUCGUUGCAAGUUUGGUGCACAGAGCAGAGGGAUGGAAUGAGACACACAGACAGACAGACAGGCAGGCAGAGAGACGGACGGACGAACGGCAGCGGCAACAGUCCGUUAGAUGCAUGCCUGUCCACUCAGCAAGGGCACGAAUUGCC